AAAAAAAAAAAAAAAAGACUGCGCGCAAGGUAAGGAGCGGGAGACUGAGGCAGGAAGGUUGGAGCUGGCCAGGGGCCACCCGCCAAAUGUCACCCGGGGGUGCGCGUGGGCGGGGGCAAAGCUUCAGCGCUUGGCUGGCGGUUGGUCCUGCGCUGGCGGUUGGUCCUGCUCGCGGCUAGCAGGACCCCCUAGGUCUCGAGGGACGGAUUCUAAACCACUGCACGUUGCCCAGGAGACCCCAGUGAUGGCACUGUGGACUCGCCUGUAUGGCCGCGUCCUGGAAAGCUCUAAGGUAAGUGGGGCCAGAACUUGUACAGCACCCGGUGAGGUGCUAGAAAUCAUCGUGGUCAGGUGUGCGGUCGCGGGGAUCUCUUGCUGGAGGGUCGCACCUGCCUGGGGUACUACCUGGAAGUCUUCAGCGAUCCCUGUCGCCCUCAUUAGGCCCGUCUGUCUAUGUGACACACUUAAUAGCCUCUCAUGAUCGUACCUCUCACCUUUCCUUCCUAACCAUUCUCCACUGUACUGAACUGCUGUAUUUCCAUUGUGAAGCCUUCUUUUUUUUUUUUUUUUUUUUUUUAGCUGUAAACUUAAGUUAGGUUGACUGAACAACCACUGCAGUCCUUGAAAAACAUCUCUCUUGAGCCAUAGCAAAUCCAAUUCCUUUCUGUGUUCACUAAAUUAAGCCCAAGAAUUCAGGCAGGCCUUCCCAGGAGCUGACUGCACACAGUCAAUAAGAUGUAAGAUGUAAGAUGCCUGUUGGAUUUUGUACUUGUCAGUUUUCCUGGCUGUAUACUGCUUCUGUGCUUUUCCUGAAAAAGGAUUGAGUGGAAUGGGCCCCUACCAGGAAAUAGAAAAAAACUAGGUAACAGAAGCGCACUUGUUUUCAAAACUAAAAAGUUUGCUUUUGCAAACAAAACCUCACAUGGUUUGCUCUAUUCUUUAUAGGAGAAAUAAGUAGCUCUCUUUGGGCCUUACAUCUUCCCAGCGUUGUUGUCUUCUUUAGUGUCUUCAUGUGGUGGCUUUCUGCAUUUAAUGGGUGCCUGGGUGUAUCUUCACAGAGUAUUUGCAUCCAAAGAAUAACAGAUCUGUGAAUAAAGAGAUUGUCAGCUUUCCUUUAUUAGCUACAGAUACUCAUAAAGUUGUAGAUUUGUGGGAACCUGUAUUUUCCGUAUAAUGACUAGUCCUGUGUUUUUGUUCCAAAAUGAUGUGUGAGGUGAUGCCCACCAUCAGUGAAGAAGGCCCUUCAGGAGGAAGUGAAAACCAUGGAUCUGGCUGCCCUUCACAACCAGAUGCAGAUUCCCAUUUUGAACAGCACAUGAUGUCCAUGCUAGAAGAAACAGACAUUGCUCAGAGCACACUGAUAGAGACUCAAGAAACAUUGGCGUUGACCCAGGGGAAAUUACUCGAGGUUGGUCAUGAGAGAGAUUCGUUGCAGAGACAACUCAAUACUGCGCUUCCACAGGAGUUUUCAACGCUUGCAAAAGAGCUCAACAUUUGCAGGGAACAGCUGCUUGAGAAGGAAAAAGAAAUUGCUGAACUCAAAGCAGAAAGGAACAACAUGAGGCUGUUCCUGGAACAUCUGGAGUUCCUUGUCUCCAGGCAUGAACGCUCUCUCGAAACGACUGUGAUGAAGCGGCAGGCGCGGUGUCCUGCAGAUGUGUCCACAGAGAUGGAAGUGCUAAAAGCACUGACAUUCUUAUUUGACCACCACAAGACCCUGGACAAAGAGGUGCGAGAGCAAUUACGUGUAGCACUGCAAAGGUGCAGCUUGCUGGAAGAGGAACUGGGCGCCACGCACAAGGAGCUAAUGACUCUUAAAAAACAGAAUAAUGAGAAAAAAUCACCAAGAGAUGGAGUGCUUGACCAUGAACAAGAAGAAACACCAAGCACUAAUGGAAAGUUGCUAGCUUGCAGAGAAGAAGAACGAGAUGACAAGACAACGAUAAAAUGUGGAACUUCCCCUCUCUCCUCUCCGAAGUCCCUUCAGCUAGACAGGCUGCACACAGGGGCGUUGCAAAUAGUCAGCCACGAGGACAUCAGGGACAUGCAAAAAUCAAAAAGUGCCCAGGAUGGUCCUGUGAGCAAUCCCAGUAGCAGUGACAGCAGGCAGGACUCGCCCCACAAAGCCCCAAAGAAGAAGGGCAUCAAGUCCUCCAUUGGUCAUUUGUUUGGCAAAAAGGAAAAGGGUCGGCCUGGACAAACUGGCAAAGAAUCACCAGGACAAGAAACCUCAUCUCAGGAUGCGUUCCGACUUAGCAAAUUGGGAGGAAAGGCUGAAAAAAAUCAAAAAUUUCAAAAAAACUCGACAGGCUCCCAGGAAGGUCCUGUGAACAAUCCCAGUACCAGUGACAGCAGGCAGGACGCGCUCCACAAAGCCCCAAAGAAGAAGAGCAUCAAGUCCUCCACUGGUCGUUUGUUUGGCAAAAAGAAAAAGGGUCCACCUGGACAAACUGGCAAAGAAUCACCAAGACAAGGUGGGCCGGUUUUAGGCAGCUGUCCUAACUGCUGGGAUUGGGAGAGCAUGAGCUUUUUCCUAUGUAGCUGUCACAGGUGUCCAGUGCCCAUGAGGAAUCAUAUUUGGGGGCUUUUCUUCUCUUUUGUAGCUGUUGUUUCUGAAACGGAAAACUCAUCUCAGGAUGCCUUCCAACUUAGCAAAUUGGGAGGAAAGGAUGAAAAAAAUCAUCAACUUCAAAAAAAGCCUGAGUUGCUGGAGGAAGCCCAGAGGCAAGGCUUACCAUUUUCACAGUGGGACGGGCCAACCGUGGUUGAAUGGCUGGAGCUCUGGGUUGGGAUGCCUGCUUGCUAUGUGGCUGCCUGCAGAGCAAAUGUGAAAAGUGGGGCCAUCAUGUCAGCUCUGUCAGACAGACAGAUCCAGCAAGAGAUUGGCAUCAGCCACCCUCUGCACAGACUGAAGCUGCGGCUGGCCAUCCAGGAAACCCUGUGGCUCACCAGCCCUUCGGCUCCACCCACAUUGAAAAAGACCACAGGAAAUGUCUGGUUAACACAUGAAGAGAUGGAAACACUCGCAGCCACAUCUCAGAUGGAAGAUGAGGAGGGAAGCUGGAUUCAGACACUUGCAUAUGGGGACAUGGACCACGAGUGGAUUGGCAAUGAGUGGCUGCCCAGCCUGGGCCUACCUCAGUACCGAAGCUAUUUCAUGGAGUGCCUUGUGGAUGCUCGGAUGCUGGACCACCUGACCAGGAAAGACCUGCGGGGGCGGCUGAAAAUGGUUGACAGUUUUCACAGGAACAGCUUCCAGUGUGGACUUAUGUGCCUGAAAAGGUUAAAUUAUGAUCGUAAAGAACUGGAAAGAAGAAGAGAAGAAAGUCAGCAUGUAGUUAAAGAUGUGCUUGUUUGGAGCAAUGAUCGAGUGAUUCGCUGGGUCAUAUCCAUUGGCCUUAAAGAAUAUGCAAACAACCUCAUAGAGAGUGGGGUUCAUGGCGCACAGCUGGCCUUAGAUGAAGCCUUCGAUUACAACACAUUGGCCCUGUUAUUACAGAUCCCGACAGAGAACAGAAAGGCUCGAAAUGUCUUGGACAAAGAAUUUGCCGACCUUUUGGUCCUUGGGACUGUCAGACGUUUUGAUGUUGAGCAUGACAAACACUUUAGGAGAGCACCUUCAUGGAGAGAGAAGGUUAGAGAAAAGGCCAUUCAUGGCGUGGCAACUGGGUCAUCAGAGACACUCCCUGCAAACUUCCGAGUCUCUUCUUCCAAGUCUUCCCACUCUGUGCAGCCCAAUGAGAUCCAGAUGGAUGGCAGUGUAUCAGAAACACAGAAGUUGGAUUCUGCGACAGUCAGGACUUCCUCCCGUUAAGCCUCCUGUUGUUCUGAGACAGGUAAACCUACACAAGGUGGAGCUGCCUGCCCCCUCCAUGGACCACGCUCAAAUGCAGCAGAAGAUACUGGGCAAGAAAAUGCCCCACCCUGGCAUUCUUUGAGACCUUACUCCAGGGCUACUGGACUGUCCUAGCCACCAGAGAGUGGGUAAGCCAUCCUAAGUUCUAGCCCUCAUAGGAAAUGUCGACACUGCCAGAUUCGUCACCGACAGAAAAUCGCUGCUGAAGACUGAGGAAGUUCAGGGCAACAACAGCCCCCUUUAAGGUGUCCGUCUCAGAUUCCAAGUCGCACAAAACUCUCAGGUAAGACAUUCUCUAUAUUUGUGGACAUAGAGGCCAUAUAUACAGAGUUCUUCCUGAGUUUUCAGGCUGCUAUAUUAAGUCCUCAGUCUCUAUGAUGGGGUAUUGAUGGUCAACCUAUGCCAUUUACAAACAGGGCCUAUUUUGUGCAGGUCCCAGUCUUCUCACUUGGUUUAUACUUUUUCAGGAUACAUAAAAGCCUUUCUCAUACUUGCUAAAGUUCUGUUACAGCAAAUCAUUCCAAGGACUACAACCAGGUUACAGUGACCCAUGCCUAAAUCAAAGUUGCUAGACUGCCAUCCUGGUUUCACAUCACUCAGGCUAAGAGGUGCCCUCCCAGCCCUAAAUCUGAUCAUUCUGAGUGGUCAUCUCAUCUUCUGUCUCCUACCUGUCUCCGUCUCACAAAGGCCUCGCAGCCACAGUUAACAGGCUAAGUCAUGUUUUGUUAUCCACUUUGGUUCCUAAUUUCUUACAUUCUAUUAAUGAUCAUUUUUACAGCAGGACUCUUUAGCAGUAUUGCCUACAGACUCCAACAUCAUGCAUACCAGAGACAAGCCUUACCAACCUACCGUCUUAACUUUUAUGCUUUCAGAUGGGGGAGUAAUCACCUCUCAUAACUCCACUCCUCCUAACCCCACGUUUAAUUUUCAGAAUUCUGCCUCACCGUGGAAAUGUUUCUACCUCAACAUGGUCCUGAUAGAAUGAUAUGUCUAAAUCAAAGGCACCUUUCCCUUUACCUCACCUGGGUCCUUAAAUAUGACAGUGCCAUGUCUCCUCAUAACAUCUUGUCUCUUUGUUUUUCCAGUCUGACAUACGUGCAUUCACCAGUGAAGCUGUCCUGGCCAAAACACCUGGUACCAGCGUCUACCUGGGCAUCAACCUUCAUCCCGUCAACUCCCCUAGGCUCCAGUACAGCGCCCUUUGCCAGCAGGAAGUAGUUAAAGAGAGAAAGCUUUGCCCCUUUUCAUAAUAACCAUAAGACGGGAUAUGAAAGGUUUGGCCCAGACAGGACACUGUAGCCAGGAAAGCCACAACCGGAAGCAGGAAGCCCCAUCUUGCCCUGCCCCUAGGAAGUUACCUGUGACGCCAUCUUCCCGCCCCUGGGAAUUUACAUAUGGCGCCAAACCUAGGACCAAUGGGCUACCUGUGUAUCCCUAAUGCCCGCCUUAGGUUCCACCCCAAACCGAGGUUAUUUACAGGCCCCCACGCCACGUGUCCGCCGGAGAGAUCGCCGGACGCCAGCGGUGGGGUUGCCGGUCAUCUCUCUCCGUGUUCUCAGAAUAAAGGCCGCUUUUUAUUUUAUAUUUCUCAUCUUUUGUUAAUAUUUUUCAUCUUUUGGAAAUAACUCUAUCAUUUGUUGCCGUGACUCGAUCGGCAGGCAACUAACUCUUGGGCCACAUACCCAGAGUUUCCUCGCCGAUAACCAGAUACCAUCCUGGAUUAAUCCCGAGCUUUUUCCUCUCCCGAGACGUUCCUGUCGCCAGCCGCCUGCACUCCGCAUCGGCCAGACUGAUUUCAGUUCUGAGACAGGUAAACCUACACAAGGUGGAGCUGCCUGCCCCCUCCAUGGACCACGCUCAAAUGCAGCAGAAGAUACUGGGCAAGAAAAUGCCCCACCCUGGCAUUCUUUGAGACCUUACUCCAGGGCUACUGGACUGUCCUAGCCACCAGAGAGUGGGUAAGCCAUCCUAAGUUCUAGCCCUCAUAGGAAAUGUCGACACUGCCAGAUUCGUCACCGACAGAAAAUCGCUGCUGAAGACUGAGGAAGUUCAGGGCAACAACAGCCCCCUUUAAGGUGUCCGUCUCAGAUUCCAAGUCGCACAAAACUCUCAGGUAAGACAUUCUCUAUAUUUGUGGACAUAGAGGCCAUAUAUACAGAGUUCUUCCUGAGUUUUCAGGCUGCUAUAUUAAGUCCUCAGUCUCUAUGAUGGGGUAUUGAUGGUCAACCUAUGCCAUUUACAAACAGGGCCUAUUUUGUGCAGGUCCCAGUCUUCUCACUUGGUUUAUACUUUUUCAGGAUACAUAAAAGCCUUUCUCAUACUUGCUAAAGUUCUGUUACAGCAAAUCAUUCCAAGGACUACAACCAGGUUACAGUGACCCAUGCCUAAAUCAAAGUUGCUAGACUGCCAUCCUGGUUUCACAUCACUCAGGCUAAGAGGUGCCCUCCCAGCCCUAAAUCUGAUCAUUCUGAGUGGUCAUCUCAUCUUCUGUCUCCUACCUGUCUCCGUCUCACAAAGGCCUCGCAGCCACAGUUAACAGGCUAAGUCAUGUUUUGUUAUCCACUUUGGUUCCUAAUUUCUUACAUUCUAUUAAUGAUCAUUUUUACAGCAGGACUCUUUAGCAGUAUUGCCUACAGACUCCAACAUCAUGCAUACCAGAGACAAGCCUUACCAACCUACCGUCUUAACUUUUAUGCUUUCAGAUGGGGGAGUAAUCACCUCUCAUAACUCCACUCCUCCUAACCCCACGUUUAAUUUUCAGAAUUCUGCCUCACCGUGGAAAUGUUUCUACCUCAACAUGGUCCUGAUAGAAUGAUAUGUCUAAAUCAAAGGCACCUUUCCCUUUACCUCACCUGGGUCCUUAAAUAUGACAGUGCCAUGUCUCCUCAUAACAUCUUGUCUCUUUGUUUUUCCAGUCUGACAUACGUGCAUUCACCAGUGAAGCUGUCCUGGCCAAAACACCUGGUACCAGCGUCUACCUGGGCAUCAACCUUCAUCCCGUCAACUCCCCUAGGCUCCAGUACAGCGCCCUUUGCCAGCAGGAAGUAGUUAAAGAGAGAAAGCUUUGCCCCUUUUCAUAAUAACCAUAAGACGGGAUAUGAAAGGUUUGGCCCAGACAGGACACUGUAGCCAGGAAAGCCACAACCGGAAGCAGGAAGCCCCAUCUUGCCCUGCCCCUAGGAAGUUACCUGUGACGCCAUCUUCCCGCCCCUGGGAAUUUACAUAUGGCACCAAACCUAGGACCAAUGGGCUACCUGUGUAUCCCUAAUGCCCGCCUUAGGUUCCACCCCAAACCGAGAUUAUUUACAGGCCCCCACGCCGCGUGUCCGCCGGAGAGAUCGCCGGACGCCAGCGGUGGGGGUUGCCGGUCAUCUCUCUCCGUGUUCUCAGAAUAAAGGCCGCUUUUUAUUUUAUAUUUCUCAUCUUUUGUUAAUAUUUUUCAUCUUUUGGAAGUAACUCUAUCAGUUUUCACCUACAAUUCUGAUUUUUUCAUAUCAAGUGGCCUUUGGAUGCAUUAAAGUUUAUCAUACAAGUGACAGAGAUGUGGGCACUUUCUUCAGUUUUGCAACCAAAGCAAAUGCCUCACUGGCUUCAUCCUAGGCUGUCCCAAAUACCAGGGCCUCAAAGGACAUGGAGGAUUUUAUGAAAGUGAGAGGCAGUUUCACUGUGAAUUGCAGAUCAUCCCUGAGAACAAUGUGAUCCAUGUGGAAAAACUCAGGGCUUCUAGUCACCACCAGUGAUGAAAGACUCUCAUGGUUAAAGUCCUCAACAUUCAGGUCCAGCUCUCAAAAGAGAAAAAGCUACACCAGACUCUCACCUGGGUCGUAGUCAAAAUGGGGAACGAACUGAAGCCUGAUUACCAAGGGAAAUAGCAACUGGGCAAUGAAAUAAUGAGUCAUGAGGCCAUGAGCAGGAGAAGAAUUCAGCAAUCUCAGGGUCAUAAACCAGACCCAGAGAAGAGGCAUUUGUGAGAAAAGGACACCCAAUAGGACACAAGGUUAGACAGCAGAGAGCAGGCAGGGCUGAUCACAUUGUAUCGCCUUGCAGAAAUGAGAAAAAUCUCAAAUCUGGGACUGCAGGUACAGCUCAGUUGCAUAGUGCUUCAUUAGAAUUUGGAGGUGCUGGGUCAGUCUUAAACAUCCACAAGAAAACAGACAGAAGAAAACUUCCAUCCUCAUCCAUCAUGAGACCAUACUCAUCUCAAUCUGUGGACAUCAAUGGGACAUGAGGAGUGUUCAGACUUCACCAAAUUUCAAUCACAGCAGCCAAGGAUGUGCCUAACCAGGGGGCCUAGGGGCUAUGACAGUAAGUCAGGACAAAAAAGAGAAAUUAAUGAAUACUUUAAGCACAGACUGGACUUGAUGUGCAUUUCUCUUUGUUUUGGAAUAAAGAAUUUUUAUUAUUAUUUCACGUUUAACGUGAGAGAUGGAUCAUUCCUACAUUCAAAUGAAAAAUCAUAGCAUGGGGAAAAUUCCCUGACUUACACAGAAUGGCUAAGAUGAAGAACUGAGGGUCUCAUUCUGGAUCUGAAGUGAUGGCCGUGCCUCCUCCACAGGGAAAGAAACCUCUGAGCAGAGAAGCACACAGUCCAGCCUUAACAGGAUAGUGAAAAUUUUUGGUUGAAAAUGAAGACCUCAGCACCGUAUUGCUCUACUUUGCUCUCAGACAGCAGCAGGAUCUGCAGAGCCCCACAACAAAGGUGAGUCAGCAAGAGGGUGACAUCCUCAAGGCCAGCUGCUAGGAAGCCAACUGCUGGGUCCACUGGGUAGAUUGCAUACCAGAGCCUGAGGCCAGACUCAAGCAUCUCCAUUUAACACUGUGUAUGCAGAAUUACCAUCUAUACAAGAAAGGAUCAUACAAUCCUCAUUUUUGAAUUUUAAUGAAACUUUAAAUGAAAAUAUUACCCAACUCAGUACUUAACAGCUCCCAUGAAAGUCCCCAAAACAAAAGAUCUUCAACAUUUGUACGAGAAAAAAAGUUAGCCAUAGAGAAUAACAGUUCCCUUAGAUAAUAAUUGCACAAAUCAAUACAUUAUUUUCCUCGUAUGGGCUUCCAUAAUGCUCAGUGCUACAGCAGAGCCACAGUCACAGAACUUUUUCCUUUUUAAGACAGGAUGAUAUGGAUAAAUUUUACAUUUAUAAAAAGCCACAUUUCUAGUAUACAAUACUAUUGAUUUUGACACAUGUGUAACUGUGUGUUGAAAAACAUGUUCUGGCUCUAAGUUAGGACCAGUAAGUACCCAUUGGCUUUCCAGGGUGCACUCUGUUCACCCACAACAAACUCACCUGAGACUCACUGCUGCCUGCACCCUGCAUAAAUGCUCUAGAUGUCUCAGAUACUCAUAGAGAGCUUUCCUUCAAUGUGAACACCACAAACUAUUUAAAUUGCUGUGUUUUCUAGGGAACACAUUUGUUUUUAAUUUUGGAUAAAGUAUAUCAGUCAUUCCUGCUGUCAUAAUUCCAUAGAUAGCUCCUUUGGAGGUGAGGAUCUCACUUUGGUGCAUCCCAUUGUAUCUUUACACCACACUGAAAACAUCAUCAUGGGCUCUCCAUGGUGCCACUCAAUAUGUCUGUUCUCCUGGUACACACUAAGCAAGCAAACAAUGGCCACUUUAUAGAAAAAACAACUUUAAAACUCACUGUCUUCGCUGUCUUAGAACAGACAAUGCUGAUUUGCAAUUGAAAAUGGAUGCAUAAAUGGAAUCAGCUAGCUCAUUAUUCCCACAGGGGAACAAAGUUUUCCUCCUUAACAAUGGAAUAUUUUUAAUUAACUGAUGUUGAAAAAAUGCAAAGCAGAAUCUCUGUAACACAAAAUCUUACCCUUCUUUCCUGUGGACUGAAGUUUCUCAGUACUGACAUCUGGACAGCACACAGGGAGGCCACACACAGAGGUAUGACCUGGAGAGGGGCCAGGAGGAAAUGUUGGGAGUAAGAAUAUGAGGGACACAGGCUCUGGGACACCUCUAGGACUUUAAAAGGACAGAUUCCCUCCUGGAUCCUCCAGAGUGAAUGCAUCCUGACAGCAUCCUGGCUCUAUCACACUGAACACUGAGUUGGACUUCUGACCUGCAGAAGUGUAACAUGAUGACUUUUGCAUGUUCAAGAAGUGAAAUCAUGUGAAAUCUUUCUGUAGAAAUGGAAAAGUAAUGUGGAUGUCUUUACUUAGUUUUUCUGUAAGAAUCUUUCAUAAUAAAGUAUGUAAGGCA
Messenger RNA from Cavia porcellus (domestic guinea pig), 10061 nucleotides. RefSeq names its product liprin-alpha-1-like. Gene Ontology annotation, biological process: synapse organization. Gene Ontology annotation, molecular function: protein binding. The record is from RefSeq and is a predicted model, not a curated record. Gene Ontology annotation, cellular component: presynaptic active zone. The transcript is spliced from 22 exons. NCBI's taxonomy places the organism in Eukaryota, Metazoa, Chordata, Mammalia, Rodentia, Caviidae. The coding region runs from base 1202 to 3814 and encodes 870 amino acids.